Molecule: messenger RNA, 324 nt
Organism: Blumeria graminis f. sp. triticale
Lineage: Eukaryota; Fungi; Ascomycota; Leotiomycetes; Helotiales; Erysiphaceae
Source: the annotation of a GenBank genome assembly
AUGAGACUUCUACGACUGGCUUCAAUUAUCGCCUUACACGGCCAUCUCGUUACAGUGUCCUCAUACAAUUACUAUCGAUGUCUCUCGGGAGUCCGCUUCCCAAAAGCUAAAAUACACCUACUAGGGACCCAAAUACGCAAUAAAGCAGACGGGCAUCGAAUAAAAUAUAUUGAUAUAGAAGAUGGAAUGCCAAUCUAUGAGUUUGAUACUCAGGUUAUUAAUAACGUCAGACAUUUGUACUUGAUAAAGGCAAAUCUCGCCACGGAGGCUUUAUGGGUGAUGGAGGAAAUCAAUGAAGUCCGGAAAUACUGUAAUCCAACUUAG